Molecule: messenger RNA, 426 nt
Organism: Penicillium canariense
Lineage: Eukaryota; Fungi; Ascomycota; Eurotiomycetes; Eurotiales; Aspergillaceae
Product: translation machinery-associated protein 20
Exons: 2
Coding region: 1-426 (141 amino acids)
Biological process (GO): formation of translation preinitiation complex
Molecular function (GO): RNA binding
Source: RefSeq, a predicted model, not a curated record
AUGCCGAAGAAGGCCUCUCUGGAAGCUGUCAAGCUCCCCGAGCGCGCAACGCUCUACACGAUAGACUCAACCCCCCUCUUCUUCCAGCGCUUCGACGAUCCACCAAUCCCCCACCUCCGCCUCAUCCACGCCUACCCCUCGGCCCUCCCCACCAUCCAAAUCGACCGCGGCGCCAUCCGCUUCGUGCUCUCCGGCGCUGCUCUCAUGGCCCCCGGCUUGACCUCCCCCGGUGGCCGCCUGCCGGACGCAGAGCAUGCCCUCGAGACUGGACAGGUCGUUGCUGUCAAGGCUGAGGGCAAGGAGGAGGUUUGCCUUGUCGGUGCGCUGAAAAUGGGCACGGAAGAGAUGAAGAGUAAGGGCAAGGGCGUUGUUAUAGACGAGGGGCAUUAUCUGGGUGAUGGGCUUUGGAAGAUGCAGUUGGACUAG